GUGGUCGCAAUGACGCAUUGAAGAUUCGAAUUCAAAAGUAAAUCCUUUCGAAUUUGAACGGAGGAAGUAUUUUUUCUCUCAAAUCGACGACGGUAAAUUCUGAUUCCUUACGGUUUUAUAAUUUAAUCGGAACACGUGCGUCCGGCGAAUUUAUGUCAGGUGAAAGCUCUCGAUCGUUUACCUCCAAUCAGUCCAAUCCACAAAGCUCUGGCGGAUUCUGCCCCAUAGUGUCGUCAUGGUCGUGGACGACUCUGAAACGACUGCAGUCCUCCGACUUGACCGCCGAGAAGUUUUGGAGCGCCGUGAGCGUAUGGAAUGCCAAACCACACUUGUUGAUCAAACACCUGAUGGGCGCUGAAUGGCUCUUGACUAAAUCGUUGACCGGCGAAUAUGGUGACGUGUUGGCCUCGGUGGCGGCUGCAGAUCUACCACCAUCAGCAUGGGCAGGUGAUCCUGAGGAAACCUUUGAGGGUCUGGGCCUGAAAGUCGGUGUGAAUAUCCAAGUGGAAAUCUGGAAGCUGUUCACCAAGAAGCCUGUUGACUGGAACGAUUACUUUCGACUGAGCGUCUUCGACCGGCUUAAGAAUAUUGCCUUGUUCUACGACUGUACGCCGAAGAAGAACGGUGAUGACGUCAAAUAUGCCUAUGAUAUUCAUUUUGUGGAAGACUGUUUGGAGUUACGUCUUGCCAGGCCAUCAAACCAAUCUCAAGACGACAAGAAGGCGUUGCACUGGAUGACCGAUGUAUUUUUUCCAAAAUUUUUUAAUUGGGCCAUCAAUGAAAAAGGGUCUAAACCUAUAAUUUCGUCUUUGUCACACGUUUGUGUUCAAAUGUAUUGCCAUUUGUACAGUCGGCUAAAGGAAAAAUAUGCCAAAUCGCUAAUGAAUGUUUGGACAGAAGUUACUGAUCCUAAGAAGUAUAUACAUAAAGAUAUUGCAACAGCCACAUACCUGAUGCUGUUGUGGGGCGACACCAAACCAAGUUUUGUGGAUAUGGGAUGUGGUAAUGGUUUACUUGUGCAUGUGUUGAACAGCGAAGGAUAUAGUGGAGUCGGAUUGGACGUUAGAUCUCGGAAGAUGUGGGCUCUAUAUCCUGAAUCUACAGUUUUGAAGGUGACUAGUGUUGAUCCUUCGUCAUCUGAUUGUAAAUUUCCGAAAGCUGAUUGGAUCAUAGGCAAUCAUUCAGACGAACUGUCACCUUGGGUACCUGUAAUUGCCUCACGUAGCAAUUAUAACUGCAAAUUUUUUCUCCUUCCUUGUUGUCCUUUUGAAUUCAAUGGUUCCCGUUACCAACGUACAGAUUCAUCUCUUAGUCAAUACCAUGAUUAUCUGAAAUACUUGGAAAAAACAAGUACUAACGUAUUCAAGUUCAACGUCAAAAUAGACCGUCUGCGGAUACCUUCAACAAAACGGACAUGCAUCAUUGGCUGGUCAAAAAAUUAUUUGCCACAGGAAGUUGAUCAAGUUGUGCAGGAUGUCGAAAAGUUUGCAAAUUCUAAAUUCAAUGAAAAUGUUCAAUUUGUGCCCAGGCCGUCGGAAGAGAGGGUUAGGAAUUGCACCAAAUUAGAUAAAGACUUGUUGCGCAGUGUGGUCGAUACCGUAGCUGAUGUAUUGAUAAAGAGUUCAGAUGGAUGGAAGUGUCGCGUCACUAUAAGUGAAUUAGCAAAACAAGUCGGCGAAGAGAGGCUGAAAAAGUUGAAGAAAGAAUGUGGUGGUUUACAAACAUUGUUAAGAAAUCACAGGUAUAUUUUUGUGGUUGAGAAAGGAACUGUUGGGUUCAGGAAACCAGUGAAAGACUGUGGAAAAGUUUGGAAGAAACAUAAGUGUUGGUUUUAUCAUAACUAUCCAGACAAGUGUCCGUUAAAUGAAGACGAGUGCUGUAAUAUACAUUAAUUACGAUAAAUAAUUGUUAUGAAGUAUUAAUAUUUUAUUAUUACGAGUUUUUGUAAGAGUCAAGUUUAAUAUUUGUACACAAAAUAAAUAUAUUUUUUUUAUGGAUGUAGGAACUUUAACCUCGUUUAUACUCGACUAUUUUGUUAUUCUCUCACAAUUUCUUAUUGAAUAAAAAGGAAUAACAUUGAUGAUGGAAACAUUCGACCCCCAAAUCACAUAAUUUAAAAAUAUAAAUAUAAUGUAAUUUAUAAAACAAAAUUAAUUUAGCAAUUACCAAUACACUUAUAUUCUUAUGUAUUACUUAUUUUAGAUGUGUUGUAUGUAAACACGGGAUUCUACUACAAAAUAAAUUUUUUAUAUUCAUAUAAUAUACCUUCACACAUAUAUUAUAUUUUAAUUAAGUAGGAAAUCUGAGGGAGUGAUUAUUAUAAAUGGUGCAUACAUUAUCUCUUAUACAUACAUGUUAAGUUUAGUAAAAAAUUUAAUGGAUACUGAAAUUAAAUAAAUUAUUUUUAUAUGUAUUUUAUGAAAUAAACAUCUGUUGAGCUGUGCAUAUUAUUGUGUAAUGUUUUAUUAACAGCUGUGUAAUAAUAAUUUACUGUCAAAUUAUAUUGUCUGCAUUGUGUAUUUUGUUACUCAUAGGUCAUAAUAAAAUUAAUGAUAUUUUAUUAAAAUUGUCAUAGAUAGCAAAAUAUUGACAGGAAAAUGAUUCUGAUGAUCAGUCAUUUACUGAUUGUCGAUUAUAAAAUGUAUGUUGAUUAAAUAAUAUAUUUUUAAGGUUAUAAUGAUACAAUUUUUAA
Messenger RNA from Myzus persicae (green peach aphid), 2692 nucleotides. RefSeq names its product probable tRNA (uracil-O(2)-)-methyltransferase. The transcript is spliced from 4 exons. NCBI's taxonomy places the organism in Eukaryota, Metazoa, Arthropoda, Insecta, Hemiptera, Aphididae. The coding region runs from base 153 to 1892 and encodes 579 amino acids. The record is from RefSeq and is a predicted model, not a curated record. Gene Ontology annotation, biological process: tRNA methylation. Gene Ontology annotation, molecular function: tRNA (uridine) methyltransferase activity.